GUCCAUUAUAAUUGCCGCAAUCAGAUAGAGUACACCGUUUCGUUUAGUCACGUCUAGACCAUUAUAACUGUCGAUAGCAGAUGUUUACAAUUAAAAGAACAUCUGGCAACUUUACCACUGAAAACCAAAAUAAACCAAAAAAGAACGUCGUAAAGGAGAAUUAUUUUGAUCGAAGUCAAAUUUAAUUACAAUUUCUUCGCUUUGAAUAUCGAGAAUACAAUGAAAUAUGUUUUACGCAACAGUGAAAAUAUAUCUAAGCGUUUAUAAUUGUAAAUGUACUUAAAUAACUAAAGUAACCGCAAAGCAUUAGCUGAACUAAGUGAAGUUUUCGCAGAGGGCGACCAAGGGAGGAGUUAGUAAUUUGUGCCUUCCGACAAAAAAAAACUCUAAAAAGCCUCAGAUACAACAACAACAACAACAGCAAGUAAACAAAAACAUCUUAUAAUACAACAGCUGUUGGGCCCUAAUCACUAAAUUACAGUACCGAAAAUAUUGGAAACAAAAGAUAUACCUGCCACAAGAGGAAUAAGUGAAUAAGUCAGAUAAUGUUCGGUUCGCGCUGGCCGCGUUACCAAUAUGACCUGGACGAUUUGCGGCCCACCAAUGCAACUGAGUUAGUGCUUAAUCGUCAAUAUGGAGGUAUCGAUCGAUUUGUACAACGCCGACUCCAAGUAUCAUCGGCAUAUAUUGAUCGGCUCGAACAGGAGGCUACACUGCGUGGUCAUCAGGGCUGUGUUAAUUGUCUCGAAUGGAGCAGCAAUGGACGGAUACUAGCUUCUGGUUCUGAUGAUUUUUGUGUUAUGCUUUGGGAUCCCUUUCGUAAACGCUGCAUACGUAAUAUACCAACUAAACACUGUGGCAAUAUAUUCUCUGUGAAAUUUUUACCACGUCACAAUGACGCACUCAUUGCAACGGGAGCAGCUGACAGAUCAAUUUACGUAUUUGAUAUAAAUCGACCUAAUGAUGCAAUACUUAGUUGUAGUUGUCACGUUGGUCGUGUAAAACGUUUAGCUACUGCACCGGAUUCACCUUUUGUUUUUUGGUCAGCGGGGGAGGAUGGCUCAAUUCUACAGCUCGAUACUCGAGAUCAGCACCGCUGUAUCACGGAAGGAAACCGUGUACGCUUGAUAAGUCUUGCCACCUAUCUUGAUUCGAAUGCAGAGGCCAAAUGCCUGGCCGUCAAUCCAUUACGUACAGAACUUUUAGCAGUAGGUGCGAAUGAUCCAUAUGCACGCAUAUAUGAUAGGCGAAUGAUACGACCAGUGUCUUCGCAAAUUAGUAAUGGGACUGGAUUAGCCAGUGCUCCAGACACAGCGGAUGGCGUGAUACCUAGAGAUUGCGUCGCAUACUAUUGUCCUGGUCAUAUAAGUAAAGACAAUUGCAAAGUUGUCGAGCACGACACACGUGCCAUUACAUACCUCACGUUCAAUUCAAUCGGCACCGAAUUGCUGGUAAACAUGGGAGGUGAGCAUAUAUAUUUGUACGACUUGCAGAACGCAGAACAGCCCGUGUUUUUGAGUUUACCCGAAUACAAAUCACCACCGGCAACAACGUCCGAGUCGGAUAUGGAGUUGGCUGGAAUGCACCCACAUUUAAGUAGUAGUACUGGAAAUCAGAAUAUCGAAGAAAAUACCGCAGCUGCAGAAAGUGUAAUUAGUCCUGGCGACGCAUCUCAGGCAAGUAGCCGUCGCAAGUUGCCAGAAUAUAUUGAACGUUAUAAAAAAAUGGGAAAUGAUUUUCUAGAAAAUGAGAAAUAUCUUCGUGCUGUUGAAAAAUAUUCGGAAGCAAUUGAACUCGCUCCUAAUUGUUCGGUGUUAUAUCUGAAUCGUGCAACUGCAUAUAUGCGACGACUGUGGUAUGGUGAUGUAUAUGCCGCAUUAAAAGAUUGUCAUCAGGCAUUGCGCUUAGAUCCUUCUUACAUUAAGGCACAUUUUCGUUUAGCUCGUGCACUACUCGUACUUGGCAGGUCGCAAGAGGCAGAUGAAUGCCUUAAAGAAUUAAUAACACGUUUUCCUAGCUAUGCGAAUAACCAUGGCAUCAUGAUGCUACACAAAGAUAUUAAAGAUAAUCGACAAAUGUUACAAUCACAGAUGCAACAAAUACAAUCGGCACCGAUACCGACCAAUGAACAAUCACAUUACACUUUCAUAGAACGUACCGAUGCUGAAUAUCAAUGGCGUAGCAAAGCCAAGGAUUAUAGCAAACGUUAUGUGGGACAUUGCAAUACAACAACAGACAUUAAAGAAGCGAAUUAUUUCGGCAAGGAUGGUGAAUUCAUUGUGGCUGGUUCGGAUAAUGAAAGCUUUUUCAUUUGGGAACGUAAUACUAGCAAAAUACGCGCUAUCUACAAAGCAGAUGUUUCGAUUGUUAAUUGUGUGCAGCCACAUCCGGAGAUUUGUUUAUUGGCAACAAGUGGGAUCGAUCAUGAUAUAAAAAUAUGGUCGCCCAUUGCACCAUCACCGGAUGAACGUCCAAAUCUGGUGGAAUAUGUCGACAAAACCGUUGAAGACAAUCAACAAAAAAUGAAAAUGGAUCCUUUUAAUAUGAACGCUGGCAUGAAUGCUUUCUGUCUUAAUGGAUAAUAUGUGAUAAUUAUCUUCUUUUUUUUUUAUUGAUAAUUGGAACUUUAAUGUGGAAAAGCUUGGGACGGCCUUACAAAAGCCAUAGAAUAGUAAAUGGAUCGUAACUGAAAUUAUUUAAAAAAAAACCAAAAUUAUGUUAGCAGCACAGCGCAGGUAGGGCCAGAUUGCUUACCUUCUCAUUAAUAACAUUUAUAAACGUAUUAUUGUAGUUAUUCAAUAGAUGUGAUACUUUUUUGAGCCAACAAUUUUUAUAAGAAAAUUGCGUAAUUCACUUUUUUGUUGUUUAAUUUUUAUUUAAUUUUAUUCUUUUUUUUUCAAUAAAUUACGAAACUGUAAAAUACACUACGACAUGUUUCUUUUUAAUGAUGACAUUGGUGUUGUCCUUUUUUGGCAGCUUUUAAAAGGAUUGUGCCCUCAAUAAUGUCGGCUCUGACUCUAUAGCCGUCCGCGAAUUAUAUGACAUACAUAUUUGGAAAUGCAAAAUUAUAAUUUAAUAUAUUUCACCGUAGAUGGUACUGCUACGUUGAUGAUUUGAUGAAACCAGAAGACUUCUUUUCGAAAGGAUUAAAUUAAGUUUAAGUUAUUAUAACUAUGUAUUAGUUUUAAAUAAACGAAAUAUCAACAUUU
This is a messenger RNA of Ceratitis capitata (Mediterranean fruit fly), 3209 nucleotides long. It is a transcript of the gene adp, whose product is annotated as WD and tetratricopeptide repeats protein 1. Bases 546 to 2582 code for a protein of 678 amino acids. The transcript is spliced from 3 exons. NCBI's taxonomy places the organism in Eukaryota, Metazoa, Arthropoda, Insecta, Diptera, Tephritidae. Gene Ontology annotation, molecular function: protein binding. Gene Ontology annotation, cellular component: cytoplasm; Cul4-RING E3 ubiquitin ligase complex. The record is from RefSeq and is a predicted model, not a curated record. Gene Ontology annotation, biological process: negative regulation of fatty acid biosynthetic process.